Prinia subflava (tawny-flanked prinia) is the source of this 3493-nucleotide messenger RNA. It is a transcript of the gene NCOA7, whose product is annotated as nuclear receptor coactivator 7. The coding region runs from base 218 to 3091 and encodes 957 amino acids. The record is from RefSeq and is a predicted model, not a curated record. NCBI's taxonomy places the organism in Eukaryota, Metazoa, Chordata, Aves, Passeriformes, Cisticolidae. Gene Ontology annotation, biological process: regulation of transcription by RNA polymerase II; response to oxidative stress. Gene Ontology annotation, cellular component: nucleus. The transcript has 16 exons.
GUGCUUCCUUGCGCUGCCGCGGCCUCCUCGCAUGAUAGAUACUAAUUUGUGACCUUGUUUUUCUGGUAAGGUUUGUGUGAGCGGAAUGAGAACGACCAGUGCUGCAGAUGACCUCUGUGUAAAAGCUCUUUCCUCUGGAGACUCUGCCUGGAUAUGAGGUACUGACGGAAACAGAGCAUCGUGCUUGGCUGCUCACCGUGCCCUUCCACUGUAAAUAAUGGAGACCAAGGAAGAGAAGAAGGAACGGCGACAGGGCUAUUUUGCUCGUUUGAAAAAGAAAAGGCAAGUCAAACAGACCACCGAGACUGUCUCUGCCAAUUCCCCUGGAUCUCCUGAGUCCAAAACACCUUCUGAGAAAGAUGAUGAAAGUAAAGUUGUUUUGGAGCAAAUCAGUUCCUCUGAAGACAACUGUAAAUUUCCUGGGGAAAAGGAAACUGCUCCAGACAAGGAAAAGAAAAAGAAAAAGUACAAUCAACUGAAAGACAUCAGACGCACGGAACUUAAAAGAUACUAUAGUACUGAUGACAAUCAGAACAAAACCAAUGAAAAGAAAGAGAAGAAAAUGGUUUCUCAGAAGCCCCAUGGUACCAUAGAAUAUACAGCUGGAAAUCAGGACACCAUAAACAGCAUAGCAUUAAAGUUCAACGUCACCCCAAACAAGCUUGUGGAGCUCAAUAAGCUUUUCACACAGACAAUUGUGCCAGGCCAGAUUCUCUUUGUGCCAGAUACAAGUGCUGGGAGGCUGUCUUCUAGUCCUGGUGCUCCUGUUUCUCCUUCAUCAUCAGAUGCUGAAUAUGAUAAACUCCCUGAUGCUGAUUUGGCAAGAAAGGCUUUCAAACCAGUGGAGAGAGUCCUGUCCUCUACUUCAGAAGAGGAUGAGCCUGUGGUUGUCAAAUUUUUAAAAAUGAAUUGUCGUUACUUCACAGAUGGUAAGGGUGUCGUUGGAGGAGUCAUGAUUGUAACUCCAAACAAUAUCAUGUUUGACCCACAUAAGUCUGAUCCUCUGGUAAUUGAGAAUGGCUGUGAAGAAUAUGGGCUCAUCUGCCCCAUGGAGGAGGUUGUCUCAAUAGCUCUCUACAAUGACAUUUCUCACAUGAAGAUAAAGGAUGCAUUGCCAUCUGACAUACCAAAGGAUCUUUGUCCUCUGUACAGGCCAGGAGAAUGGGAAGACCUGUCCUCUGAGAAAGAUAUCAAUCCUUUCAGCAAAUUCAAAUCCCUUAGCAAGGAAAAGAGGCAGCAGAAUGGAGAUACAUCUAUUGCUCUGGGUGCCAAACAGAUAAAGCCUUCAGAUAAGGAAACGUCUGCUGAUUUUGAAGUUCUUCAGUCAUCGGAGAGUACAGGCUCAAUCAAAUUAAAGUCUCUGGAGUUUCCCAACAACAUCACUGCCACUGAACAUUUGGAAAAGUUUGAUGCAGAUGCGUGUACCAAGGACCCUUCCAGGGAAAAAAAUGCUUCAGAUACCAAAACCAAAGAAAAAUCCCUUCUAGGAGAAGGAGAGAAUGGCUUCACUGAGCUGGAAAAGACAUCAUCUCGUAUGGAUAGAGGAUUGGACAGAAAAAUCUCAGUAAUGGAAGGCUUGCUGGCUGACCCUAGGGACUUGGGGAGAACUAAGCAGCAGGUAACCAAACCUACUACAGAAGUCCAGGAGCACUUGACUGUUGAUUCCUUGGAAAAAAAGGACAGUGUUGAACCUAAAGCUGACUUAGACUUAGAGCUGUGUGAAAAGCAAGAUGUUAUUCCAGAAGUAAACAAAUGUGUCAGUACCCCGACAGGUAAGGUGGAGACUGAAUUGGACACUAAGAAAGAGCUAGAGAAAGAUAAACUUAUUGAAUUUUACCUCAAUAAAGAUGGAAAUGGGUCUCAGUCAUCUGAAGACUUACACAAGGCUGAAAUCCAGAAAGGUGAAAACAAUAAAGCAAUUGGCAUAGACCUUACACUUAGCUGUUCAAAGUCCCAAGCUAAUGAAGUCCAUACAGUUAAAAGUAUGGAGCUUGAUUCCUGCUGUGUUGAAAGGAAAGCACCUUCAUUAGAAAUCAGCUCAGCAGCAGCAGAGGAAAAGGAUCUGAAAGAGUCUGUGGACUCUUCAUUAGUACCAGCUGUAGACAAGACCUGUCAAGAAACACAGUUAGACAAUCAAUCAGAAAUCAGACUGUGGCUGCUGCAGAAAAUUCAAGUGCCAAUUGAAGAUAUGCUUCCUUCAAAAGAGGAGAAGAGCAAGACUCCUCCAAUGUUUCUGUGCAUUAAAGUAGGCAAGCCCAUGAGAAAGUCCUUUGUGUCUCAGAGCAUGACUAUGUCUCAACAGUACAGUAAAAAGAAAAAGCAGCCAGAGUACUGGUUUGCUGUUCCUCGGGAAAGGGUGGAUCACUUGUACACAUUUUUUGUUCAGUGGUCACCAGAAAUAUAUGGGAAAGAUGCCAAAGAGCAAGGUUUUGUUGUGGUAGAAAAGGAGGAGCUUGACAUGAUUGACAACUUCUUUAGUGAGCCCACUACUAAAAGCUGGGAGAUCAUUACUGUAGAAGAAGCUAAACGACGAAAGAGCGUUUGCAGUUACUAUGAAGAGGAAGAAGAUGAUGAUACUUUGCCUAUCUUAAAGCAUCACAGCGCUCUCCUGGAGAACAUGCACAUAGAGCAGCUUGCCCGGCGCCUGCCGGCGCGGGUGCAGGGCUACCCGUGGCAGCUGGCAUACAGCACGCUGGAGCACGGCACCAGCCUCAAGACGCUGUACCGCAGGUCGGCCUCUCUCGACAGCCCCGUUCUCCUGGUCAUCAAGGACAUGGACAACCAGAUAUUUGGAGCAUAUGCUACACACCCCUUCAGGUUUAGUGACCAUUACUAUGGCACUGGUGAAACAUUUCUCUACACAUUCAGUCCACAUUUCAAGGUAUUUAAAUGGAGUGGAGAAAACACCUACUUCAUCAAUGGAGACACUACCUCUCUGGAGCUUGGAGGUGGAGGUGGCCGGUUUGGUUUAUGGUUAGAUGCAGAUUUGUAUCAUGGGCGAAGCAACUCCUGCAGCACCUUCAAUAACGACAUCUUAACUAAGAAAGAAGAUUUCAUAAUACAAGAUGUAGAGGUAUGGACAUUUGAGUGAAACACUGACUGCCUUAAGGACUGGAUCCAUUAGGCACUUAAAAGCUGUCCAGAAGGUGCAGGCUGCCUCACAAUGUUACACGCUUUUUUCUCAAGUUUGUACCAGAGCAUGACUACGCAAAAAAAACCAACCAAACAACCCAAGAAUAAAAGAAUUGGUUUUGAGAGGCAGUAAGAGACAGAACAGUAAGAGAUCACUCUGAAGUGUUUUUUACUUCCUCUUCAGUACUCUUCCAUUGAAGAUACAAUGCUUAUGAAAAUGUUCAUGAUGUAUAAGUUGAAAACUUUUUAUGUAACUGUGAAAAAGAUCCUGUGGAAGAACUAUAACUGUCUAGUACAUUCCAUGUGUAUUUAUGUUCAACAUGCAAAUGCUGACCAAAAAUAAAAGGUUACUUUACCAAAA